Messenger RNA from Cucurbita maxima (winter squash), 2646 nucleotides. RefSeq names its product pentatricopeptide repeat-containing protein At1g07590, mitochondrial. Lineage: Eukaryota; Viridiplantae; Streptophyta; Magnoliopsida; Cucurbitales; Cucurbitaceae. The record is from RefSeq and is a predicted model, not a curated record. The transcript is spliced from 2 exons. Bases 99 to 1682 code for a protein of 527 amino acids. Gene Ontology annotation, molecular function: protein binding. Gene Ontology annotation, cellular component: mitochondrion.
CCUUGAGCUUUUCGGCGCAAUACUUCAGCAUCAAUUUGUUACCCGCGUCUCAGUUUCUUCUUCUUUCUUCCACAUUUUUUUUUUUUUUGCAGUCAAGUAUGCGAUUGGGGGCGAUCCUCUCGGGGUAUAGGCUCAUUCAAGCAUUUCGUCGAACAGUUUCUAGCACUUCUUCGGUGGUCAAUACAAUCCCCUUUCGAUUCAACUUUCUUUGCACUCAAAUCCCCGAUAACUCAUCGGGGAAAGUUUUAGAGUCAGAAUUGGAGGGACCCAAGUGCUUAUCUUUGAGAAUUGAGAGAAUACCGAAGGGAGAAACGGUUGGGUACGCCUUCAGGAGCUGGAUGGGCGAUGGCUUUCCUAUUCAUCGUGGCGACAUUUUUCAUGCUAUCAAUCGCCUCAGGAAGCUCGAAAGGAACAAGCACGCGCUUGAGGUUAUGGAGUGGGUGAUCAGGGAGAAACCAUAUCGGAUAAAUGAAUUGGACUACUCCUAUUUGCUGGAAUUUACAAUCAAACACCAUGGCAUAUCACAAGGUGAGAAGCUCUUUUCUAACAUCCCUGUGGAAUUUCAAGGAGAGUUGCUCUUCAACAACCUUGUGAUUGCAUGUUUAGAUAAGGGAGCUAUUAGACUUUCACUGGCUUACAUGAGAAAAAUGAGGGAAGUUUCCCAUCGGAUAUCACACUUAGUUUUUAACCGCCUCAUUAUACUCCACUCGUCUCCCCGUCGUCGAAAAAUUAUCCCGAAAAUUCUUACUCAGAUGAAGGCUGAUAAAGUGCCAUUACAUGUUUCUACAUAUAACAUUCUUAUGAAAAUAGAAGCCAAUGAACACAAUAUUGAAGGGUUGAUGAAGGUAUUUGGUGAUAUGAAACGAGCUAAUGUUGAACCAAAUGAGGUGUCUUACUGCAUAGUAGCUACUGCACAUGCCGUGGCAAAGUUGUAUACUGUAGCUGAAGCCUACACCGAGGCUAUUGAAAAAUCUAUAGCUGGGAGUAAUUGGUCGACCUAUGAUGUCCUAAUCAUCUUGUAUGGCUAUUUGAAGAAGGAGAAAGAGCUAGAGAGGACUUGGGGUACCAUACAAGGAUUACCCCACAUCCCAUCUAAAAGUUUUAUACUAGCCAUUGAAGCAUUUGGUAAAAUUGGUUUACUAAGCCGAGCAGAAGAGCUCUGGUUAGAGAUGAAAACCAAAAGAGGAAUUAAAGCCACAGAUCAACUCAAUUCUAUUUUAUCUGUGUAUUGCAAACACGGUUUGAUUAAAAAGGCAACAGAAAUCUUUAGGGAAAUUGAAGCAAAUGGGUGCGAACCAAACGCCAUAACCUUUCGAAACUUGGCUUUAGGCUGCUUGAAAGCUGGCUUGGUGGAGGAAGGCAUGAAAACACUAGAUCUUGGAUCAAAUAUAAGAAGCAGCAGCAGGAGAAUUAGAAUGUCAACUCCAUGGUUGGAAACCACUCUUUCAAUGAUUGAAAUUUUGGCAGAGAGGGGAGACGUUGAAAAUACUGAAAAGUUAUUCGAGGAACUCAAGGAAGCGAAGUAUACAAGGUACACAUUCGUUUACAACACUUUGUUAAGGGCUUACGUGAAGGCCAAGAUUCACAAUCCAAAUCUUUUGAGGAGGAUGAUCAUAGGAGGAGCUAGGCCUGACUCUGAAACCUACAGUUUGAUCAAACUUACUGAGCAGUUUCAAAGCUAAAAAAAAUGUUUGAACCAUUUAUACAAUUUCAACGGUGUUUCUUUGAUCAAGAAGUUGAUCUCAUGGUGGCCACCUACUUAAUUUUUGAUAUUCUAUGAGUUUCUUUGACAAUUAUGGUUGGAUGUUGAGAUUAGUCCGAUGCAUCAGACACCCGUGGAUAAUAUAUUGCUAGAUUCACCCUGUCAGGCGUCGGCAGUCUUCUUCCAAGCAGAUAAGCUGUGGGUACCUCGUGGCCACUUGGCUGACAUGGUUGGUUAACUCACGAGUAGCUACGCCGCCCACAAUGCAGACUUCUCAAGUCCAAGAGAGAAGUCAAAUCUCAAAAGUAAGUUGUCAUCAACUUUGAUGGAAUGGGGGGGAAAUUUUGGACAUUAUAAUCCUGUCCAUGAUUUGGAGUGUUUGGUUUCUGGAUUUCACAAACCCUGAGAAGAAACAAGGACACCCCUUUUCACUGCACACAAAGCAUACCCUCUCAUGUGUUAGAGGAAUAUUAGGAGGAGUAGUCCCACAUUGACUAUUAAGAGGAAGAUCACGAGUUUACAAAUAAGGAACACUAUCUUCGUUGGUAUGAGACCUUUUGGGAAACCGAAAGCAAAACCAUAAGAGUUUAUGUUCAAAGUGAACAAUAUCAUACCAUUAUAGAGGUUCGUGGUUCCUAACAUUCAUCACAUCCUCAAAAUGAAGAAUUUCCACCCCAUUAUUUGAUCAUCAUAUUUAAGCCCGAGGAAGCCACGAGACCACAAAAUGAAGUACAAGGGAAAGUAUUUACCAACAAUCACAAGAAAGAAAACAACGAAGACAGGACAGAAUUAUUUGCAGCACAGACUUUUUUAUUCAGCUCUUUUGUUGUCUUUUGUAGAGUAAAGGGAUGAAUAAGCAGACAUUGUCGGUCCCUUCUCGUGACAUUAUUUCCUCUACUUGGUUCAAGCAAGAGCCAAUUAUUUGAUAAGAAUUUUAUAAGUCA